Messenger RNA from Helianthus annuus (common sunflower), 3701 nucleotides. RefSeq names its product probable RNA-dependent RNA polymerase 1. The record is from RefSeq and is a predicted model, not a curated record. The coding region runs from base 187 to 3510 and encodes 1107 amino acids. NCBI's taxonomy places the organism in Eukaryota, Viridiplantae, Streptophyta, Magnoliopsida, Asterales, Asteraceae. Gene Ontology annotation, cellular component: nuclear RNA-directed RNA polymerase complex. Gene Ontology annotation, molecular function: RNA-directed RNA polymerase activity. Gene Ontology annotation, biological process: siRNA processing. The transcript is spliced from 5 exons.
UCUAGUGGGCCGACGCAUUACUGAGGUACCAUGAUCUCUCUACAAAGCAGAUAGAAUCUUGUGACGGUUAGAGUUGCCAAUGACGAUAUAUUCCCCGUAACCGUCCACACAUAUAGCACAAACUGUUCACCAUCACCAAUCAUCAUCUCAAUUAUCUUCGGUAUCUGUUGAAAACAGCUCGGUUGGAUGGGUAAGACGGUUGAUGUUUACGGAUUCCCCAAUUUAGUAUCUGCAGAUGUAGUUAAAACAGUCUUGGAGGGAUAUAUUGGUGUAGUAGGGAGUAUUGAGGCUUUAGAGGUUAGACAAAAGAAGCCAGGGGAUAGAGCUUAUGCUAGAGUCCAAUUUACAACAAAAGAUGAUAUGGAAUGUAUAUUAAACCUGGCUAACAGUAGGCAGUUAUGGUAUGGUAGAUCUUAUUUAAAGGCUUGGAAAAAGGAUAUUGAUCUUGUACAGAAGCCUAGGCAAUUUGCUUUUGAAAUGGAAGGUGCAACUCUUCAUUUUGGUUGCCAGGUGUCAAAAACGAGUUUGUCGGUGCUCUGUAAAAUGGAAAAUGCAUCGGUGAAAUUUGGAUUUCGAUUAAGAAAGUUAUACUUUGGUGUUUCGGAGUUCAUGACGAGUUACAAGCUGCAACUCUCGUAUGAAAAUAUUUGGCAAGUUCAGCUACAUUGCCCACGUGGCGUUGGUGCAAGGUUUCUUGUAAUUCAGCUAUAUGGUGCUCCACGAAUUUAUCGAAAACUUGAAGACAGCCUUUAUAACUUUAAUACGGAACUUUCUGAUGAUCAGUGGGUUAGGGCAAUAGACUUCACUCCAUCUUUUGCCAUUGGACAAUCAUCUCAUCUAUGCAUAGAACUUCCACAUGAUGUUGAACUACCAGAUCUUGGUUGCUAUUUUCCAUAUUAUGAAGAAAGUAACCAUCCAUUUAACUUGGUGACUGGUCGUAGUUUUUCUAAAAAUAUAGAGCUAGUUCCGAUUGUGGGUCCCAACGAAGGUUAUUAUAAUCUGCCGUUUAAUAUAGUUUUUAAGAUCUGCGCCUUGGUUCAACAUGGUUGCAUUCCGGGACCUGUCCUUAAUGCUGAUUUCUAUGCGUUGUUGGAUCCUCGAAGACGUGACAUUGAAUCAAUUGAAUAUGUCAUGGAGAAACUUUAUUUGUCAAAAGUUUGUUGUUAUGAUCCGGUUAGGUUAAUAAUCGAAGAAUAUCGAAAAAACAAAAGGUUAAGGUCGCCUGCUAUCUCAUUGGAGAAUGGUCUUGUAUACGUAAGGAGAGUUCAAAUUACACCAUCAAAGGUGUACUUCUGGGGGCCAGAGGUCAUUAUGUCCAAUCGGGUUCUACGCCACUAUGCAGAUUAUAUUGAUAAUUUUCUUCGUGUUUCGUUUGUUGAUGAAGAAUUAGAGAAACUUUAUUCAACAGAUUUAUCCCCAAGAGUAGGUCAUAAUGGGGUAAGCAGAACCGAAAUUUAUAGGAGAAUUUUGUCAAUUCUUAAGAAUGGGAUAGUAAUUGGCAAUAAGAAGUUUGAAUUUCUUGCUUUCUCAUCGAGCCAGUUACGGGAUAAUUCCGCAUGGAUGUUUGCAUCAACUGGAAGAGUAAAUGCUGCUGAAAUAAGAAAUUGGAUGGGUGAUUUUAGUAGCAUUAGAAAUGUUGCAAAAUAUGCUGCUAGACUUGGUCAAUGCUUUGGUUCAUCAAAAGAAAGUUUAAGUGUUGCACGGUAUGAAGUUGAAGAAAUUUCUGAUAUAAAAAUUGUAAGAAAUGAUACUACAUAUGUUUUUUCUGAUGGAAUUGGAAAAAUAUCUGCGGAACUUGCUGAAAGGGUUUCGAGAAAAUGUGGCUAUGAUUUUAUUCCAUCAGCUUUUCAAAUUCGAUAUGGCGGAUACAAAGGUGUCGUGGCUGUGGACCCUAACUCGUUCAUGAAAUUAUCCUUGAGGAAAAGCAUGUUAAAAUUUGAAUCUGACAACACAAAGUUGGAUAUUCUCGCGGUUAGCAAAUAUCAGCCGUGCUAUUUGAACCGCCAGUUCAUCACCCUUCUUUCUACCCUCGGGGUUUCUGAUCACAUCUUUGAAAAGAUGCAAAGAGAAGCAGUAUCCUUACUAGAUGCCAUUCUAGUGGAGCCAACGAAGGCAGGAGAGGCAAUAGAUUUAAUGUCACCAGGAGAAAACACCAACGUCAUGAAGGGUAUGCUUUCGUGUGGAUAUAAGCCGAAUGCUGAACCGUUUCUUUCAAUGAUGCUGCAAGUUUUUCGUGCAACAAAGUUACUAGAAUUGAGAACUAAAACGAAGAUUUUUGUUCCUAAAGGAAGAUCAAUGAUGGGAUGUUUGGAUGAAACCCGAACACUUCAAUAUGGUGAAGUUUUUGUUCAAUAUUCUAGUGCAGGAAGAAGGCCAUUGGAUGGUGAUUAUAACGGAAUUGGCUCGUAUAGGUCCCGAAUUGUUAAGGGGUAUGUGGUGGUUGCUAAAAACCCAUGUUUGCAUCCCGGUGAUGUACGGGUCUUGAAGGCUGUUAAUGUUCCAGCAUUACACCAUAUGGUGGAUUGUGUUGUUUUUCCACAGAAAGGAAAAAGGCCUCAUCCAAACGAAUGUUCAGGAAGCGAUUUGGAUGGAGAUAUAUACUUUGUCUGUUGGGACCCUGAUCUUAUUCCACCUAUCCUGCUCGAACCAAUGGAUUAUACCCCAGCUCGAUCUACGCAACUCGAUCAUGAUGUUACUAUAGAGGAAGUCGAGGAGUAUUUCACAAACUACAUAGUCAAUGACAGUUUAGGAAAAAUUUCAAAUGCCCACACAGUCUUCGCAGACCGGGAACCUACUAAAGCAAUGGCUGAACCUUGUGUAGAGCUUGCGAAGCUCUUCUCAAUUGCUGUAGACUUUCCAAAAACCGGUGUUCCAGCAGUAAUGCCCUCAAAUCUCCGGCCCAAAGAGUAUCCAGAUUUCAUGGAAAAACCGGACAAAACAACCUAUGAGUCACAAAACGUAAUUGGGAAACUGUUUCGGGAAGUAAAACACAUCGCCCCACAAAACUGCCCGGUCACUCCCUUCACAAAAGAGGUGGCUAGACAGACUUAUGAUGCUGACAUGGAAGUGAUUGGCUUUCAGGAUUACAUUGAUGAAGCAUUUGAUUUUAAGACUCGUUACGAUAACAAAUUGGGUAGUCUGAUGGAUUAUUAUGGGAUCAAGACUGAAGCGGAACUUUUAACUGGUAGUAUCAUGAAAAUGUCGAGAUCUUUUGACCGAAGGAAUGAUGCUGAAGCGGUUGGUUUAGCUGUAAAGUCAUUAAGGAAGGAAACUAGAAACUGGUUCAGUAGUGGCGGAGGAGAUAGGGAUACAGAAGAUGAUAAUGUGUAUGCAAAAGCAUCUGCAUGGUAUCAUGUCACAUACCAUCCACAGUACUGGGGCCGUUACGAUGCUGGCUAUGAUGAGGGUAAGCCACGCCAUUUUCUGAGUUUCCCAUGGUGCAUUCAUGACAAACUUAUCGAAAUCAAGAAACGUAAAGCGAGAAUCAGAAGACAUGUUGAUAUAUUAUGAUUCAUUGUCACAUUAGUUCGGCACUGCAUGUAAUCUAGUAUAAGUAUGACACCCUUUUGAAUUACCACGAGGUACUUUUUGACUCAUUUUACAUAUUCUAUGGCUUGGUUUCUUAUCAUUUUGUGUAUGCUAUAUUGUUAGUGUUGUUAUACUGUUUGAAUCUGUUUAAAUCUGAUGUAACUUUGGACUUA